AUGGUGGAGCCCAACUUACUCACGGCCGACACCAAAACUCUCCAGCAGAUGUUGACUGCUGGUUCCAUCACCAGCGCCGGUCUCGUCGAUGCCUAUCUCGCCCAGAUCCAGAAGCAUGACGGCUACCUCCACGCCAUGAUCCAGACUACGCCCCUGGAUAUCCUCCAAGCGGUCGCCAAGACUCUGGAUGAGGAGAGAGCUGCUGACAAGGUCCGCGGUCCACUGCACGGGAUCCCCGUCCUCGUCAAGCUCAUUGCAUCGGGCGCCAUUAUCCUGGGCAAGGCUAAUCUCAGCGAGUUUUCCAAUUCUCGUGGUUCCAUGGUGCCGAGCGGCUGGUCUGCCAUCGGUGGCCAAGUGCAGUCUGCCUAUGUCCGUGGCGGCCUAGAUCCCGACGAUUCCAAGGACGGACACUCGAAUCCUUCGGGCUCGUCAUCCGGUUCCGCUGUUGGAGUGUCAGCUGGCUACGCCCCCAUCUCCAUCGGCACCGAGACUGAUGGAUCGCUCCUCUGCCCAGCAGGAAGAGCUGCCCUGUACACCAUCAAGCCCACUAUUGGCCUCAUCCCCCAGCACGGAAUAGUGCCCAUGUCAACCAACUUUGAUUCGGCUGGGCCAAUGACCAAGACUUCCCAUGACAUGGCUGUGCUGCUUGAUGUUCUCGCCUCUAGGUCUCCGUCUGAGUCAUACACAAAAAACCUGACCGGCUCGUGGUCCGGUAUAUCGGUCGCAACUCUAGACUAUUCGAAGUGGAGAUACCCGGACAAGAUCAUAAAGCCGGCAGACGGCGCCGAAGCCCAGAUAUUGAAGGAGACUCGUGAGGCGUACGAUUUGAUCAAGACAAAAGUAGACAAAUUCGUCGACGACGUCGACCUUGUCACAGUCGAUGCAUUUGAGUUGGAAGGCAAGAAUACUCUGGAUAUCAUCACCAUGUCCGAUAUGAAAAGAGAUCUCACCGCCUAUCUUCAGGACCUUAGAGAGAGCGAGAUGCGCACCAUUACUGACAUUAUCGAGUUCAACAAAGAACACGCAGAGAAGGAGUUGCCCCCGCAUCAUCCGAGACAGGACACCUUUAUCAAAUGUGAGAACCAGAACGUUUCUGCGACGGAUUAUCACCGCCUGUUCGCCCACAUGCGGAAGGUGGCGAGGGAUUCGGGGGUGGAGCGCGUCUUUCAAACCCAUGGAGUCAACGUCAUAAUCGGCCCAGCCGAUGGAUUCAUUUCAACCAUGGCCGCGAGCGGUGGCUACCCUGUUGCCGCGAUGCCACUGUCGUACCUCGACUUUAACGGCCAUCCCUUCGGGCUUGCCGCCCUGGCCGGAAGGCACCAAGAGGCUCUCCUCGUCCAGCUCAUGAGUGCCUGGGAGGCUACGUUCCCAGCUCGAAAGCCGCCGCAAGCGCUACUAUAA
Messenger RNA from Phaeoacremonium minimum UCRPA7, 1401 nucleotides. Its product is annotated as putative amidase family protein. The coding region runs from base 1 to 1401 and encodes 466 amino acids. NCBI's taxonomy places the organism in Eukaryota, Fungi, Ascomycota, Sordariomycetes, Togniniales, Togniniaceae. The transcript has 9 exons. The record is from RefSeq and is a predicted model, not a curated record.